This is a messenger RNA of Charadrius vociferus (killdeer), 1185 nucleotides long. It is a transcript of the gene NPFFR1, whose product is annotated as neuropeptide FF receptor 1. The record is from RefSeq and is a predicted model, not a curated record. The transcript is spliced from 3 exons. Gene Ontology annotation, molecular function: neuropeptide receptor activity; peptide binding. Gene Ontology annotation, cellular component: membrane. The coding region runs from base 88 to 1185 and encodes 365 amino acids. Gene Ontology annotation, biological process: G protein-coupled receptor signaling pathway. Lineage: Eukaryota; Metazoa; Chordata; Aves; Charadriiformes; Charadriidae.
CCCAACUCCACGGCAAGCAAGAGCCACCUCCUGAGGGAGAACUACACCUUCUCGGCAUACUACCAGCACUCCUCCCCCGUAGCCGCCAUGUUCAUCCUGGCCUACACCUUCAUCUUCCUCAUGUGCAUGAUCGGCAACAUCCUGGUGUGCUUCAUCGUGGUGAAGAACCGCCAGAUGCGGACGGUCACCAACAUGUUCAUCCUCAACCUGGCCAUCAGCGACCUGCUGGUGGGCAUCUUCUGCAUGCCCACGACUUUGGUGGACAACCUCAUCACGGGUUGGCCCUUUGACAACGCCAUGUGCAAAAUGAGCGGCCUGGUGCAGGGCAUGUCCGUCUCCGCCUCUGUUUUCACACUGGUGGCCAUCGCUGUGGAGAGGUUUCGCUGCAUCGUCCACCCCUUCCGCCAGAAGCUGACACUGAAGAAAGCCCUGGUGACCAUCGCCAUCAUCUGGGUCCUGGCCCUGCUCAUCAUGUGUCCCGCUGCCAUCACCUUGACAGUCACCAGGGAGGAGCACCACUUCAUGGUGGACACCUACAAUAACUCCUACCCCCUCUACUCCUGCUGGGAGGCCUGGCCUGAGACAGGGAUGAGGAGGAUCUACACCACCAUCCUCUUCUCCCACAUCUACGUGGCUCCCCUUGCCCUCAUCGUUGUCAUGUACGCCCGCAUCGCCUUCAAGCUCUUCAAGUCAGCAGCACCUGACAGCGGCCAAGGGGAGCCUGAGGGGAGGAGGGUCUCCCGAAGGAAGGCCAAGGUUAUCAACAUGCUCAUCAUUGUCGCCGUCUUCUUCACCCUGUCCUGGUUGCCCCUCUGGACACUGAUGCUGCUGACGGACUACGGGCGGCUGAGCGAAGGCCAGCUCCACCUGGUCACUGUCUACGUCUUCCCCUUCGCCCACUGGUUGGCCUUCUUCAACAGCAGCGCCAACCCCAUCAUCUAUGGCUACUUCAACGAGAACUUCCGACGGGGCUUCCAGGAGGCCUUCAGGGCCCCCUUCUGCUCACCCCACCGCCAUCGCCAUCACCAUCAUGGGCCCUACACCCCCAGGAGCCACAGCCGCGGGAUCCUCUUUGGCGCCCACAACCGUGUCUUUGCUCAGGCGCGGGCCAGCGACUCACCGCCUGCCUCCGAGUCGGGGCCGUUGGCGCCACGCCGCACUGGCGUCCCCGCGUGGGACAGUUGA